Molecule: messenger RNA, 1629 nt
Organism: Homalodisca vitripennis (glassy-winged sharpshooter)
Lineage: Eukaryota; Metazoa; Arthropoda; Insecta; Hemiptera; Cicadellidae
Product: dynein regulatory complex protein 8-like
Exons: 5
Coding region: 829-1308 (159 amino acids)
Molecular function (GO): calcium ion binding
Source: RefSeq, a predicted model, not a curated record
AAAAUCACAAACUUUCAUCAAAUAAAACACAACAAAAAAUUUAGUUUAAAAACAUUUUUGUAUCGUUUUGAGAAUUUUAAAAACUUUUCUAUAUCCAUUUUAACCCAUUCCCACCCUAGUGGGGACAAAUUAAUUUGCACUUUGAUAACAGUAAUCAAACUACAGAGUACUGUCCAUUGUUUAUACUCAACUUACUUCUAUAUUAAAGUAGAUUGUCAUAUAUAACUUGUAUAUAUUUUCAUCUAAAUCUUAAAAAAAUAUAAAAUAUAUUAUUUCAUGAACUAUUGUUAUAUUUGGUAUUACACUUACUAAAACUCUUUAAUUAAUGACGAUCCAAUUUGGAUGAUUGUGAAUUUUCUAUUUUAACAGCACUUAACUAGUCAAAAACCACAUUUUAAAAAUAAUACACACAACCGAUACUGUAAAAUGUGAAACUAGUUCUCUUAAAAAAACAACUGUGGGAAACAAUAGAUCAGUAGCACUAAAUAGCGGAGAAUAAAUUCAUCUAAUUCUUCAAUUUCUACAUAUAAAUGUGAUUUAUAGAUAUUUACAAACAUAUUUGAGAAAACUAAAGUAAGACUUUUGUUAUAAACAUUAAAUAGACUAGUAGCGAUGCUCACACAGUUUACAAGUAAUUGUUAGAACUAUUAGGAGGUAAAGUUAAAAGCAGGAUGCUUGUGUGCCCUUACCUAACUGACGAGAUACUUCGUCAGUGAUCCUGCUAAGGGGUUAACUUAAUUCCAGUAUUCCUUGUCUUAUUUCAGUAAAAUUAUGAGACAAUAUUUUGCUUUCAGAUUUAUAUUGUGAGGAAAUCUAGAAACCAUUGCAAUGAGUAUUCCAAUUAUGGAAGUUACCAUCACAAAUGAUCUUGAGAGAAGAAUUGCUGAGGCAUUUGAAGUAUUUGACCAUGGAGGAAAUAAAACAGUGGAUGUGCGAGAAGUUGGGACAAUCAUCCGCUCACUAGGCUGCUGUCCCAGCGAGGCUGAAGUUCAAGAAAUCAUUGUCAGAGUCGAGGACCAAGAAACUUCUGGCAGUGUUCAUUUGGCACACUUCCUGCCUGUAGUCUCACAGAUUAUCUCUGAGUUCAAACUGCAACCAGCGUCCCCUGAAGAGUUAUUGAAGGCCUUCCAGACUCUGGACAAGGAAGGAAAAGGAGUCCUGGACAGAGAGACGAUGUCCAGAGCCAUGAUGGAAGAGGGGGAGCCAUUCACUCAGGAGGAAGUGGAUGAGAUGAUGGCUGUAGCUGUCAGUCCAGAGACUGGGGAUAUCCCUUACGAGUACUACAUCAACCAGAUCAUGGUGGACUAAAUCUGACACCAGCCAUCCAGGAUCAGAAGAUUGCGCUUUCUCAUAACACUUAAUUCAACAAAGACUUUAAAACGAGUCGGAGCAAGUACUUUUUGCGAUUCAGUGUUUAUUUAAAACAAACGAAUAUUAUUAAUAGAAAGAGCCUGUAAAAUGUUAUCAGAUGUUUAUGUGAACAUUAUUUUAUAGUUUGAACUACAGUAUGUACUGGUACAUGAGUUUUGGCAUUCCGAUAGCCACAAAUAUUUACUUAUGUGUGAACUUUUCUCAGAAUCCCUAUUUGUUAUAAAUAAAUACUUGAAUUAAAUAAUAUCCAAUCUUUAA